AUGCUGCGCGCGGGCCGCUCGGUCCUCUGCUCCCCACGCCCCCUCGAGUGCCCCUUCCUAUCUUCGCCCGACCGUCGCUCUGAACGCCGCGAUCCCAUCAGGCAGAUCGCCAAAGAGCCCGGGAUGGAUUCCGACGGGCCGAUCGCCCUCGAGCGGCGCAAGGCGGCCGCGAGCAGCCUCUCGCCCGCCCAGGACUGCAUGGGGCAGGAUGAUCCCCUGGGGGGCCCCAAGGUGCGCCGCGACAACGAGGGCGGCCCUCUGGCGGGGCCCAGCAGCGAGGGAGGCGCCACCGAGGCGCGGAGGGGCGAGGCAGAGUGCGGCGAUCCGGACUGCAGUUCGGGGGGCGCUGGCGAGCUAUUGCCGGAGGUCGGAAGGACGAGGACGGGAGAAGGGCCUGGAGCGUGGUUCACGUACGCCGACGCCAUGAUAGGGCCUCCGAGAGGUGACCCCAUUCCCACCUCUCCAGUGAUUUCCGAAAUAACGCCUGCUGGUGACGACGACCUACAGGUCAACCUGGAUGCACAUGUGCCAGCAUCGGCUUCCGUGCAUGUGGUGGUGACUGAUGCCAGGCAAGUCGAGGAGACCAGGCUGGGGGUUAAGUCUCAGUUCACCACAUACUGUGUCAAGACUGCCACCGAUCUGCAGAGCUACUCAUUCACAGAGCAGUCAGUCUGGCGGCGAUUCAGGGACUUCGAGGCUCUGCACAAAGUGCUCCAUGCGAACCACAGAGGCUAUUUCAUACCUCCAUUGCCUGACAAGAACUUCAUACAAGCCAAGAUGGCCAAUGCUGACUUCGUGCAGAUGCGCAAGGCAGAGCUCAACUGUUUCCUCAGGGGGCUUGUUGCACAUCCAUUCUUGUACGAAACAGAGGAGCUGAGAGUGUUUUUGGGUGUGCCUCAAGAUUUGUGCUCUUCCUCUGAGUGGCAGGAAGUCGUACAGCGGGCCGGUGCAAGAAAUCUAGGUCGCCUAUCUCCAAGGGUUGAUGCUGGGCCGACGAGCACUGCCACAGAGCUGUUUGAGAAGAUGAGAAGAAUGGGCAGCCCUGUAAAGAAGGAAAGCAUGAAAUCGAAGCACGGAAUUCCUGAGGACGAAAGACAGUUGAGACAGGAAAGCACAAAACUGAAACAACUGGAGACCUUCCUGAGCUGCACUUGUGAGAAAGCAAGGGGCAUGGUGCAAGCACUGGAGGGGGAGCUGGAUGCCCAUCUGGAGAUGGGCGCAGCGCUUGUCGCGUUCGCCCGCUACGAGGACAAGGUGGGGGCCCAGUGUGGCCAGUUCACAGAGACAGGGCGCCAUUAUGCCACUCGGGCAGCAACCUUGCAGAAGGCUGGCUAUGCAAGCCUGAAGGUGCACCAGGUGUGCCAGAGAUUUGUGACCAUGACAGCUGGCAGAUUGAUCUCACUCCAUGAGCAACUUAACUUGGUGCCAUCAGGCUUGUUGGGCCUGGAGGACAGGGAGCAUGCCCUGGAUGCUGUCCAUCGGGCAGAGGCCGUGCUGGAGAGGAAAAGGUUGAGGUUGGAGGAGCUCAGGCGGGACUCCGCAAAGAAACUGGGUGGGGCAGAGGCCUCCUCCAAGAGGUUCGCAGAACUGGAGUUUGAAAUCGGGUCCCUGGAGCGCGAUGUGGAACGGCUGACAGGCGAUUACAAGGUUAUCAAACAGCGCAAUCAGACAGAGUUGGCACGUUGUAGAGAAACUCGACAUGUGGCGCUCAUAGGCAUGGCCAGGAAGGUCGCUCAGAUACAGGCAGAGAUGAACAAGAGCGCAGCUGAGGCUUGGAGGGCUAUGGCUGAGCAUCUGGAGAAGAUAAUGGCAACAAGUCAGAAGUGA
Messenger RNA from Ostreobium quekettii, 1827 nucleotides. The record is from the annotation of a GenBank genome assembly. NCBI's taxonomy places the organism in Eukaryota, Viridiplantae, Chlorophyta, Ulvophyceae, Bryopsidales, Ostreobiaceae.